Messenger RNA from Encephalitozoon cuniculi GB-M1, 285 nucleotides. RefSeq names its product Sm-like protein. Gene Ontology annotation, biological process: mRNA splicing, via spliceosome. Lineage: Eukaryota; Fungi; Microsporidia; Unikaryonidae. The coding region runs from base 1 to 285 and encodes 94 amino acids. The record is from RefSeq and is marked provisional. The transcript has a single exon. Gene Ontology annotation, molecular function: RNA binding. Gene Ontology annotation, cellular component: catalytic step 2 spliceosome; Lsm1-7-Pat1 complex; P-body.
AUGCUGUUCUAUGAGUUUUUUAGAUCCAGCAUAGGAAGCCGGGUUUCAGUGAUGCUGAAGGCCGGCGUAUAUGUAUCCGGGAGGCUGGGUGGAAUAGAUCCAUAUCUUAAUUUAAGUCUUCUGGACGUAAGGAUACUCAGUAGCCAUCCAGGACUGAGCAGUAUUUCUGUGUGUUCGAUACGAGGAUCAUCAAUAAAAUAUAUCCUUGUUGAUAAGGAUGCUAAGCUAUUGCAGGGAGUAAAUGCCGGAAGUAGGCUCAGGAUGAUACUUGACAAAUGCUAUUGA